AUGGCCCUUGGGGUCUCACUCGUGGCUCAGGUCUUGGUUGAGGGGUUUACAACCUUCUCAAUCAUAGACUUUACCGGUGGUGCACAUGUCGUUCCCUUGUCUGACCUCUGCGGCGCGAACAGCUUCUAUGGCUCGCUCGUGAACAAGCCUCUUGAGUUCCUCCUUGGACACCUCGAUGCUCUUGAUGUUACGCUGACCGUUGGUCGGCGUGUGCGAACUAGGAUAGGUCUUCUCAGCGACGACUCGAGUGAGUCUACUGAAGCUGAGCGUGGUCUAGCCUUGACGGAACGUCAAGGAUUCCUCCGGCGAUCUCGGUAA
This is a messenger RNA of Suillus discolor, 318 nucleotides long. RefSeq lists its product as uncharacterized. NCBI's taxonomy places the organism in Eukaryota, Fungi, Basidiomycota, Agaricomycetes, Boletales, Suillaceae. The transcript has 2 exons. Bases 1 to 318 code for a protein of 105 amino acids. The record is from RefSeq and is a predicted model, not a curated record.